Caenorhabditis sp. 36 PRJEB53466 is the source of this 1935-nucleotide messenger RNA. The record is from the annotation of a GenBank genome assembly. NCBI's taxonomy places the organism in Eukaryota, Metazoa, Nematoda, Chromadorea, Rhabditida, Rhabditidae.
AUGACGCCCAUGACGGACGUCUCGUCCUUCUCGCCGUCGACCUCACUGGCCGGUCAUACGUGGGGAGAACUGCCGGAUCUGUGCAAAAACUUCACGGAAGCCGUGUUGGCGACCGCAGCAACGAAUAGUACAGAAAUAGAAACAAAGGGCAGUAGCGGUAUAAUCAGUGAGUUCUGUUUUUCGAUUUUACCAAAUUAAAAUUGUAUUUUUACAGUUUGGACCUUCGGUCUCGUCUUCGUGACGAUCAUCAACAUGUGCGCAGUGGUCGGCAUCGGAGUUAUGCGAUAUCUUUCGAAGAAUACCUAUAAUCAGGUAAUUUUUAACAAAAAUUCACGAAACAUGGACGAAAUUCCAGAUAAUCACACUGUUCGUGGGUCUGGGCGUCGGCUCGCUGUCCGGCUCCAGUUUCUACCAUCUACUUCCCAGUGCUCAUCCGUCAUUACUGGAUGAAGUGGACAGUCGGGGCGAAAAAACGCAUUCCUACCUCAACAUGGCUCAUUUCUCGCUCGUCGGAGUGUACGCCUUCUUUUUCUGCGAUAAAAUCAUCAAAAUAAUUCUGGAGAUUAGAAAAGUGAGUUCUAAAUCCAAGUUUUUCACAGAAAUGCUUAUUUAGAAGCGCCAACUGCACAUCCACCAUCGUCGUUUGUCCGUCGAGAACGGAACGAACUCGGAGAGAAGUGAUACGGCUCUUGUGGCGACCGACGAGGACAAAGAAGCCGAGGAGAAGCUCAGAAGUGUGCUCAAGAAGGUAUUUUAUAGGAAUUUGCGGAAAGUAGACUGAAAACCAACAUUUUAGGGUAUCAUGAGUCGCGCCGACGUUGACGAAACCGAAAUGUUGGCUCUGGAGGAUAAAUCUCGCAAAUCGAUGGGAGAUCAAGUGCGUUUUCUUGUGAAAUGUGAUAAUAUCCACUUAAAAAGUCUUGGUUGAAAGCUAACGGAUCGACUACCAAGUACCCACUAAAAAGAGCGAAAAACGUUCGGUUGCUUUCUGUACUAAUGUAGUUCAACGCUUGAUGUGACAGUUUUUGUGUAGAACAAUUCGUUCAUUUCUGUGCAUUUUCUGUGUCACACAGUUAGUAGUCGGACAGAAUUGUAGAAAAUGAGCACAUCGACACACAUGCUUUCCGCCAGAAAAUGCCUUUCCAAAGUGAUUUGCACCUUCAAAGGGAGUCCCGGAGAGGUAAUUUCCCAAACAAAUUAUGGUGGUGGCGGUCUUUUUCCGUUCUUCUCUAACAUUUUCUAGUGAAAUUCACCCGGAAUCGUAGCAAAUCAUCCAUAAUUUUAAAUACUUCAGGCCCACGGAAUCUGCGUUCACGACCAUUCGAUCGAUUUUCGCGCCGGAGACUCUGCGAUAGCCGCCGUCGCGUGGAUGAUCGUUUUCGGCGACGGACUGCACAAUUUCAUCGACGGCAUCUCGAUUGGAGCCGCGUUUUCUAACUCUUUCCACGAAGGACUCUCGAUCUCGCUGGCCGUGCUCUGCGAGGAAUUCCCGCACGAAUUGGGCGACGUCGCCAUACUUGUCGCCUCCGGAAUGACCCUCAAACAGGCGCUGGUCUACAAUCUGCUCUCUGCGAUCACUUGCUACGUCGGAUUCUGCAUUGGAGUUGUGAUCGGAGAGCUCGGACCGGAGACGACCAAGUACGCAUUCGGACUCGCCGGUGGAAUGUUCCUCUACAUCUCGUUGGCUUGCAUGGUAAGGAUUUUUUGUGAAAACAAAUUCAGGGCUGGGCAAAUGCUGACCCAGGCUUCUUGAUGCUUCUUGUUACGAAUCAAUUUCAGAUGCCGGAAAUGAAGAAAGCGAUGGAAGAAGCGCUGAACGUGUCGCUCCGUCACGGUCUCUAUGUUCUGUUCCUCCAAUCCGCCGGCCUUUUCUCCGGACUCUCUCUGAUGUUUGUGAUGGCGAAAUACGGAGAAAGCAUCAAAUUUGAGCCAUGA